UUGUUCUCAAGAUUCAACUCUUGAGUAUUCUGUAAUUGAACGUUCCAGAAAUCAGUGUUGCAAAACCUUAUUAGAUAUGGUAGAAAAUAUUUCACCAAGAAUACUGAAGCUUGAAUAUUCCGAUAGUUCUUUAUAUCCUAAAAAACGAGAUGAUCGUCUGGGCAUAACAGCAAUUCUUUAUCAGCACAAAGACACCAGUAAUGCAUAUCCAAAAGAACAGCUGCUGCACAGGCUUUCUGGGAGUAUCAGAAAUGUUUUCAGUACUGAAAUAAAACAGAUGUUAACCUCUAGUACUGAUUGUGAAGAGGUGGACACCAAAAACUUCAGAGGAAUGAUUUUGCCAGAAGGGGCGGAACUGACAUUUUCCGAGCUCCGCCAGAUGGCAGCACGCCAGCAACAACAAAUUGAAGCUCAACAACAAUUCUUAGUGGCCAAGGAACAACGCCUAAAAUUUUUGAAACAGCAAGAAGUAAAACACUACCGGGGGGCACAAACUACAGAACGAACUAGGCUGCUACAUUUACGAGAAAAGGUGGAAGGUCAAGAGCAGAAACUUCGUCGAUUGAGGGCGCUGCGAAACCAUAUGGACCAACAUCGAGUGAAUAAUAGUAACCUAGGUGCAGAAUUAGAAUCUGUCCGAGCCCUCUUUAAUGAGAAAGAGAAAGAACUUUCAUUGGCUGUGGCGAAGGUGGAGGACCUCACGCGACAACUGGAGGAACUACGACGAGGUAAUCUUAAUGGAGUUAAAACCAGUAACAACGUCUCCUUGCCUGCAGCACUGGAGCUGGAGAAACUUAAGAGGGAAUUAGUGUAUCGAACGAAGCUUAACGAGGGGCAGAAUGCGCGGAUUGCACAGCAGAGGGAGACACUGGUUAAAAAUCACGAAGAUGUUUCGGGAAUGGACCAACGAAUUGCAGAACUACAACAACGUCUCCACCGGAAACGAAUGGCAAAUCACCAGAUCUCUGGCCAGAAUCAUGCUGCUUCUGUAGCCAAACAAGCACAUGUGAGACGCGGGUCAAUUAAAACACAUCCUCAUAUUGCUGUGGUGGAAGAACCUGAUCGUAUUCAAAACGACCUGGAAGCUCCUCUAAGGAGAGGAAAAGGUAUCGUAGAGUUAGGUGAACCUGCCAACAGCCCAAGAUAUCAGAUACUGCCUAGCAGUACUAUAUUUACGAUCAAACCUGAGAAAUAUAUCAAUAAUUCCGAGGAAAGUGGAGACGGACUAAAAUCGAUCGAAGAUAAAGCCCAUCAACAAACUACUUUCGUAACUUCCUCUUCUAGCACCGAACAAGUUUCCAUGCAUCUACAACAGCUUCCCACCAAACAAAAUGUCAUUCCACCGCCACCGGGAAAGCCUAUCCAACCCCCGCAUCAUCUUCGUCCUUACUGUUUGCCUCUCCGAAGGCUUCCACCCUCCAGGGGGCAGUGUAGUACUAAUGGCAAUUCCAUAAUGCAAGUAAAUUCAAGCGCUUCCAACUGUAGUAUUCAACCAGUACUGACCAACAGUGAAUUACCACCUACUUUACACGAACUAAUCCCGCUACCAGGGAGUCAAGGAAACUCUGUACUCCUGCCAGUCUCACCUUCAAGGACAGAUAUGAUCCCUCAGUCUCAGUCAACUGCCCCACGGGCGGAGGUUCGACUUUCGACUAGUCCCAGGCAUACCGGUUCCUCAGACAGUCAUCAAAGUGUAUCAGCACGAGAAACUAUCGUUAGCAACAUUUCAACCACAACAAGUUUGACCACCCCCUCUGUUGUGAAGUAUUUUCCUCCUCCCCUCCCAGUGAGGCCCGUGCCUCCGCCUCGACAAACCCACCAGCUUGCUGAAGGCAAUUCAUCUUCAGCAAGAGGCUAUGUAGAAACAUCUUUAGAUUCGUUAGACUCGACUUUAUCUGCCUUGAAAGCCCCCGGGAACCAGGCUAACAAGAACAUCAACGGAUUCAGGUAUUUACUCAAGCCACAGACUGCCCAGAGAGUUGGGCGAGUAGCCCUAGAUAAAUUUGCCAAAGAAAUAAAGCACUUACAUCGCAACGAAUAUCCAUCGCGCUCUCCUCGUUUGGAAUCUUAUAACGUCAAAGAUAAUCAUUUACCUUCCAGCAGUCGUAGCGGUAAUUCACUACGUUCAGAACAAGAACCCAGGCGGGAGAAACUUCCACUAAAACCAAAACCUCUAACUAUAAGAAUACCACCACCAAGCACAGACCCUCCAAGAUGUAAAGGUCAGCAGAAUGAAACCAUCCAAAGACAAGGAGCAGACGGAAUUAGCGAAAGAAUUUCGCCCAACUGGGCCAGUCAUAACGGCCUUAUUAGUAUAACCCAUCAAGCUGAAAACAUUUCACCUCCAUCUGAUCUCAACAGGCACAUCCGAAAAAGGAACCGAUCUAAGGAUCAGUCUAGAAAUGGCGUCACGGACAAAGGUGCAGUGGAAGUUCGAGACAUGGCUGUUAAACAACUAACUUGGAAUCAUGAAAACACAAAGAUUCCAAUGAACUUAAAUUAUCAGUUGGACCAUUUCAAUGGAAACACCACUUUAGACUCGGAAAAUAGUGUACGACCAGAUGGAGCCGGAGAGUCGGUCAACACAGAUAACGGUUUAGUGAACGUUAAUGAAGCCAGCACUGUUGCUUUUCUGGACAGAUACAACAGACACGAAUAUCCACACAUCUAUAACAGCGCAACCUUGCGGAGAGUAAAAAGAGGAAACUUGAAGACAAAGAAUUCAGACAAGAAGUGUCGGAAGGUUAGUUUUGAUCCUCUAGCCUUGUUGCUGGACGCUGCACUCGAAGGAGAGUUAGAACUCGUGAAAAGAACUGCGAAAGAGGUGCCUAACACUAGUGCUUCUAAUGACGAAGGAAUCACUGCUCUUCACAACGCUGUUUGUGCUGGAUACUUUGAAAUUGUGAAAUAUCUCGUGGAGUUUGGUUGUGACGUCAACGCUCAAGACAGUGAUGGUUGGACACCACUUCACUGUGCAGCCUCCUGUAACAACCAACAAAUAGUGAGGUUCCUAGUGGAGCAUGGUGCUUGUGUAUUUGCCACCACGCUCAGUGACAACGACACCGCUGCAGAAAAAUGUGAGGAGGACGAAGAGGGCUAUGAUGGAUGUUCCGAAUUUCUCUAUAGUGUUCAGAAAAAACUUGGUAUCUUAAAUAGUGGUGCUGUAUACGCUGUAUAUGAUUACGAUGCACAAAAUCAGGAUGAAUUAUCGUUCAAAGAUGGCGACAUGAUCAUCGUGCUGAGAAAAGGGGAUGAACAGGAGAGGGAAUGGUGGUGGUCUCGCCAUAACGAUAGAGAAGGUUACAUUCCUAGAAAUCUCUUAGGCCUAUAUCCAAGAGUGGCAUCAAAACGUGAUACUUAAGAGCAACAAACCAGAUAUGGUGAAACAAUUAUAUUCAAUUGAAUCUCUUGCAGUCUCGAACGACACGAGAUUACAGGAGCUAAACAUAACACAUCAUAGCAACAAGUGCCACUGUCUUCUCUACACAGAGAAGUUUUGUUGGAAAUAGAAGUUUGAUAGUAGUUUAGUUGUUUUUGUUUGCUACUUUUGUAUGAACACAAAGGAUUUAACUAUGACUUGUUGUUUUCUUUGAAGAUGUUGUAAAUAUGUGUAAAAUACAAGUUUUUAAAGGCCGUUCACAUAUUUCUCCAGACGCCUCUCAUAAACUAACUUUCAUUAAUAGAUCUGAAUAAUUAGUAAAUUACAGUUGUAUGUGCUACAUAGGGCUACAUGUACGUAAUAUUUAAAUUUAUAUACUUUUGUAUAUAAGACUCGACUACGAUGAUGUGGUCAGGUUGAGAGGGAACUUGUAAUGUAUAUCAUACGAAAGACCA
This is a messenger RNA of Limulus polyphemus (Atlantic horseshoe crab), 3834 nucleotides long. RefSeq names its product apoptosis-stimulating of p53 protein 1-like. NCBI's taxonomy places the organism in Eukaryota, Metazoa, Arthropoda, Merostomata, Xiphosura, Limulidae. Gene Ontology annotation, cellular component: nucleus. The transcript is spliced from 12 exons. The annotation marks the transcript as partial. The record is from RefSeq and is a predicted model, not a curated record. Gene Ontology annotation, biological process: regulation of apoptotic process. Gene Ontology annotation, molecular function: p53 binding.